Messenger RNA from Rhododendron vialii, 1166 nucleotides. RefSeq lists its product as uncharacterized. NCBI's taxonomy places the organism in Eukaryota, Viridiplantae, Streptophyta, Magnoliopsida, Ericales, Ericaceae. The record is from RefSeq and is a predicted model, not a curated record. The transcript is spliced from 4 exons. The coding region runs from base 83 to 892 and encodes 269 amino acids.
AUGUCCUCCUAUAAAUAUGUAUAUGUCCCUUCGUGACACCUAACCAAUAGACACGACAGUGAACGCAACGGGAGAACAAGAGAUGCAGUCGUACCAGAACGUCGUCGUAAUGAGGCACGGCGAUCGGAUAGACAACUUCGAGCCGCUGUGGGCGGCGACGGCGGCCAGGCCGUGGGACCCGCCCCUGGCGGAGGCGGGCAAGGUCCGGGCCUUCUGCACGGGCCUGAAGUUCCGGACCCAAUUGGGCUUCCCGAUCCACCGGGUCUUCGUCUCGCCUUUCCUCCGGUGCCUCCAGACCGCCGCCGAGGUCGUCUCCGCCCUCUGCGCCGUCGACGACGUCGUCGUCGAUCCCGACCGCAUGACUUCCGACGGGGUCCAAAUCGAUCCUUCCAAACUCAAGGUCUCUAUUGAGUAUGGACUAUGCGAGAUGUUGAACAGGGAAGCCAUAAGACCUAAUGUGGCUCCUAAAGAUGGUGAUUUUGGUUUCAAUAUCUCAGAGCUUGAAGCUCUGUUGCCUGCUGGGACAGUGGAUCACUCUGUGGAAAAAGUGUAUCCAGAGUUGCCACGGUGGGAAGAGACAGUAAUGGGUGCAAGGGAUAGAUACGCACAGAUUAUUAAGGCUCUGGCAGAUAAAUACCCUUCAGAAAAUAUUUUGCUUGUCUCGCACGGGGAAGGAGUUGGUGUUGCAUUUUCUGCAUUUUUGAAGGACGUAUUAGUAUACGAAGUAGAAUAUUGUGCAUAUGCGCACUCAAGAAGACUCGUCUCCUUUGGUGAUGACAAGUCAUUUACUGUCGGGGACUUUGGGCUUAUACCAAAGGGUCAAACCGGUAUCAGAUACGCUCCCUCGAGCACCAUGGCCAAUGAUCCUUCGGCUCAGGCAGAUUUUAUGUGAACAAUCCCUUCAUGCAUUACCGGCAAAUCUGCCUGCACAUCAGAAUUCCUUUUGUGAUCAUAUCCUGAUUCUCCCCUGAAAUUUCCUUCUUGCUUUUUUUGUUUUCCUUUCAGGCUGGUAAUUGAAAUUGUCGGAAGGUUUAUCCUGCUCUCAAAAUAAAUCCGAUGUGCUUUGACUUGACACUAAAGAAAAUUGCAGUUACCUCUGAAAUUUUCUUCCCGUUUGCAUUUGUAACUGUCACGUGCCUUUGGAAUGACGAAAUAUCUUUUCCGUA